AAUAAGUCCCGACCUGAAACGCUUCCCCAGCAACAAAAAGGGGAAAUUUGCGCACAACCUGCGAUCUGUUUUAUGUCAGGAUGUUUCAUCUUUUUGUUUAAAUUUCUGUUGAUUUUUGGCGACACUAGGUCGAUUUGAUAUCAGCAAUGGAUCCCAAGACUGCUACAAAUACAGCCUCGGGCCCCCUGAGACGGUCGACAAGACAGGGGAAAGUACUAAGCGUUGAGCCGACCCCCAGGGGUCCUCUAAAACGGACCAGAAAGACAUCAGAACAUCAAUCAUCCUCUGCAGUUAAAGGUGCAAAAAGUGUGGAGAAUGGUUUGGAUGAUGAAGAGUCUCCAACCAAGAAGCACCGGUUGGACACUGGGGAAGGAGAUGGUGACAACCUUAAUGACGAUAACAUGGAGGUCCAGGAAUCGGACAAAGAAGAUGAGAACGACAAGGACGUGGAAAUGGAGGCAGCUGACAAUCCAUUGAAAGAAACCAGUCGCCCGAAUAUAUACAAAGACAACUUCGAAGAUGUCAAUUUUUCCCCUCGUGUCGUCCUCCAUAAACCCUCCCAGAUAAGGGACCCUCCACAAGAGGAAUCGCAGGGAAUGAGAUCUAGAAAAGCAGAAAGUAAAGCACCUCCAUCGCACACCAAGGCUCAUUCACAUAUCAGACCACCAGAGAAAAGACCUGACGUUCCGAUCACCAGCAUGGAUGAGUAUAACAGAAAACCAGAGGUAAAAGCCAGGAGUGCAGCCUCAUUGUCACUGAAUGUACCCAGAGCUAACCAAAUUCCCCAGAGAGCAUAUCCAACGUCAGAGGAAAUGUACCCAGCGAGACCAUUUGUAAACAACAUUCCAGCAAAUUAUCUGAAAAAACAAGCUGCAGCAACAAAAACUGCUGGGAACAAGAUAAGUUCUGAAAAUUCCUGUAGAGGUUUUGUUUGGUAUUUAUGGCGCUUGGUUUUCUUGGUGCUGCUCAGUUCUGCCACCCUGCUAGCUUACAGGAUCCUCCCUGUGCUCCAAAGUAAAGCAGGAGGAGGAGGAGGGCAACAACCCCGAGAAGGGAUGUCAGGAAAGUUUUCCAACGGCUUGUCACUUCUCCAGUCUCAGUUCCCGAGUCAGAGAGCUGUGCUGUGGGAGAGAACCAAGGUCCACUUGGAGAAGCACCUUAAAACCGCUGACCCAACAGAGCCAGCGAGUCUGAUCCUUGUAGCAGGCCACAAAGCAGAGAGGACUCUGCAGUGCUUGGCUCAGGACAUGGCCUCCAUCUACUCGUCUGCCCGCAACGGCUCGGUUCUCCACCUUGACGGGGCGAGUAAAGCCGGUCAGGACAGCGAUACAGUAAAGCUGGACAUCGACAACCAGCUCCAGGCAGCUUUCGAAGGAGAUAAACCAGUGGCGGUCAUCCACCGCGUUGAGGAGCUGCCUCCAGGCUCCACCCUCAUUUUUUAUCGUUACUGUGACCACGAGACUGCCGCUUACAAGCAGGUGUUCCUGUUGUUCACAGUUUUGCUUCCUCAAGAUGAGAUCAGCAGUGAGAUGAGCCUGAUUGAGGUGGAGGAGAUGGUCCUUAACUAUAUUAAGGAAAAGCUGGUGAACUCCGAGAGUGAAGCCGACUUCAAUGAAAUGGAUGUUGACAAGUUUAGUGGACUGUGGAGCCGCAUCUCCCAUGUGGUUCUUCCUGUGGUGUUGGAGGAGGAGGUGGAGCAGGAGGGAUGCCCAUGAAACAAGUUUUUAGGGAUGCAUUGAUGUGGCAACUCCCACCAUAAAUUCCACAGAGACGUGUCUUCUGAGACACGUUUUCCACACAGGCUUCAUUUAAAAUAUUUGAAGGAUGCAUUAAAAGCUCUGACAGUGAUAGGAAUCCUACUGAAGUUGCAGUUUUGUGUGUCGUCAAGAUGUUUUUUAUUUGAAGAACAGAUUUAACAAAAACAUCUUUGACAUAUACAGGAUUUUUUCCAAUCAGUUUUAGCCUAAGAAACAAUUUAUUGCAGUUUUUGUGUUCUUUCCCUUCCUCCAAAGCACUUUUCCCACAGCAGGGAUAAAACUCAGCUUGUCUUUGAAACUAACAAAUGUUAAAUUUUCUGUGGAUCUGUAUGUUUUAGAUUUCGAAUCUCAGAGAGGAGCUGACAGGGCAUCCAGAGAAGCCACUUUGUUUGUCACCGGUGUGUACUGAACAUGUCUGUGUUUGCUUUGAGCGUUCCCCUUUUCCAGAAUACUGGCUUUUACAAAAAUACAUAUAUUUCUUCUGUUUUUUCAUCUUAAAAUGUAUUUUGUUGACGUGCUUCUAAGAUUUGCAUUGUUUUUAAUUGCUGUGUAUAUACUGUAUGCUGGAUUUCAAAAGGAUGAAAACUUUGUUGAUGUUAAUUAAAAAAGAAACCCUGCAGGUUUAUGUGACAGGAUUUAUUUGUACAAAUAUUUUUGACUGAAUAUGUCAGACACUAAAUGUGCCUUAAAUACACAAGAACUAUUUAAUAACCAGAACAUCCAUGAUGAGUCUGUACCAGUAAGACAUGUCCUGUUGUAUCAUUUGUCAGAGAUCAGUUUUUCUUUGUAUUACUUAUAAGAGUGUUUGAAUGUUUUUAAUAAAGAUUAUUUUGAUAUUAA
This is a messenger RNA of Girardinichthys multiradiatus, 2597 nucleotides long. Its product is annotated as torsin-1A-interacting protein 1-like. Bases 147 to 1715 code for a protein of 522 amino acids. Gene Ontology annotation, molecular function: ATPase activator activity. The transcript is spliced from 8 exons. Gene Ontology annotation, biological process: membrane organization. NCBI's taxonomy places the organism in Eukaryota, Metazoa, Chordata, Actinopteri, Cyprinodontiformes, Goodeidae. Gene Ontology annotation, cellular component: membrane. The record is from RefSeq and is a predicted model, not a curated record.